AGAAGAAGCAAUUGACAGAGGCAGAAGAAGCAAUUGACAGAGGCAGAAGAAGCAACCACAGAUCUCAUGUCAAGCCAGGGGGUGAAGUUAGUGGGGUUCUGGGUGAGUCCAUUUGUCUUGAGGGUAGAGUGGGCUCUGAAACUGAAGGGUAUUGAGUAUGAGUACAUAGAAGAAGACAUCUUCAACAAGAGCCCUCUGCUCUUGGACCUCAACCCUGUGCACCAGAAGGUCCCUGUGAUGGUUCAUGAUGGCAAAGUCAUGGCCGAGUCGUUUGUUAUUCUCGAGUACAUCGAUGAGACCUGGAAGCAGACCCCAUUGCUGCCUCAGGAUCCUAAUGAAAGAGCCAUGGCCAGGUUUUGGGCAAAGUCUGUUGAAGAGAAGCUUUUGGAAACUGCAUGGAUAGCUAUGUGCUCACAAGGAGAUGAAAAGGAAAAUGCUCUGAAAUCAGCCAGGGAGGUCUUAGAAAAGAUAGAGGGAGAGCUCAAUGGAAAAAAGUUCUUUGGAGGGGAAGCCAUUGGAUAUUUGGACCUUGCUGUAGGAUGGAUUUCUUUCUGGUUGCCUGUUUGGGAGGAAGUUGGGUCCAUGAAAAUUUUAGACCCAUCAAAAUUCCCAAACAUCAUUGCUUGGAUGAGUCAUUUUCUCAAACACCCUGUGGUCAAGGAAAGGCUACCACCUAGAGAUGAGAUGGUUAUAUAUUUCGACAAGCGUAGUAAAGAAAUUGCUGCUCUCAUAGCCUCUGCCAAACACGGUUGAUGAUAAUAAUUUGAAUAGUGCUCUACUUAUUGUACAAGUAUUAAUAAAUAAAAGAACGAAAUAAUAAGAAAAUCACGCCUCUGUUCAUGGUUGUUUGGUUGAGUUGUGAUUCUACAAAAUGAUCAUCAAAUAUACGGAGUUGUCAAUCCAUUUGAUAAAUUUUAUUUUUGAUAAAUAUUUCGAUAUGUGUAGCAAAUUUUCCUUUAUAUUUAUAAAGAAGUAGUGAUAUGGUG
Ilex paraguariensis (yerba mate) is the source of this 986-nucleotide messenger RNA. The record is from the annotation of a GenBank genome assembly. Lineage: Eukaryota; Viridiplantae; Streptophyta; Magnoliopsida; Aquifoliales; Aquifoliaceae.